AGGGCUGCUGGCUGGCGGUGGGACGCCCGGAGAGGCCAGGGGGGCGUCCGAAGCUCUGGCCCACGUGACCUGCCGGGGGCGGGCGCCGGGGGCGCGCUCCGGCCUCCCGCGGUGCCCCUGCCUGGCUCGGCGUCGCCGCGGGGACCCGCCCGGGGGAAGCGCCGUGGUCGCGGGUCUGCGGCCGGAGGCACUCAGCCCUGCAGCGGCACCGCGUUCCUCUGAGCCGCUGCCCGGAGGGAGAAAUGUUGCGGAAGGGGCCAGAGGCGCAAGGAUUUGGGACACACGUGCACCUUUAAGCUACCUGACAUUGACCUCCUUUCAUUAUUAAUAAAGAAGAAGCAGGAGCUUAGGAUGUAUUAACUGUCUCAUUAAUGUACUAACCGGACAGUCUGCAAACUCCUCUGCGCUCUAAAGACCUGGACUGGACAGGAGACAGUAAUUUCACGUUUCUCAGCAUAUAAUAUGACUCGAUGGAGGGAAAUUUGCUAACCAUGAGGGAAGACCAUUCUUUUCAUGUUCGCUACAGAAUGGAAGCUUCUUGCCUUGAGCUGGCCUUGGAAGGAGAGCGCCUGUGUAAAUCGGGGGACUGCCGCGCUGGCGUGUCCUUUUUUGAAGCUGCAGUUCAAGUUGGAACUGAGGACCUCAAAACCCUCAGUGCUAUUUACAGCCAGCUGGGCAACGCUUACUUCUACUUACACGACUAUGCCAAAGCCCUAGAGUACCACCACCACGACUUAACGCUCGCCAGGACUAUUGGAGAUCAACUGGGGGAGGCUAAAGCCAGUGGCAACCUUGGAAACACCUUAAAAGUGCUUGGGAAUUUUGAUGAAGCCAUAGUGUGCUGCCAGCGACACCUGGACAUCUCCAGAGAACUCAACGACAAGGUGGGAGAAGCGCGGGCACUCUACAACCUUGGAAAUGUGUACCAUGCCAAAGGGAAGAGUUUUGGUUGCCCCGGGCCCCAGGAUGUCGGAGAGUUUCCAGAAGAAGUGAGGAAUGCCUUGCAGGCAGCUGUGGAUCUCUACGAGGAAAACCUGUCGUUAGUAACUGCUCUAGGUGACCGAGCAGCGCAAGGACGGGCCUUUGGGAAUCUCGGCAACACACACUACCUCCUUGGCAACUUCAGGGAUGCAGUUAUAGCUCACGAGCAGCGGCUCCUUAUUGCGAAAGAGUUCGGAGAUAAAGCUGCCGAAAGGAGAGCCUACAGUAACCUCGGAAACGCAUACAUCUUCCUGGGGGAAUUCGAAACCGCUUCCGAAUACUACCGGAAGACACUGCUGCUGGCUCGGCAGCUUAAAGACAGAGCCGUGGAAGCUCAGUCCUGCUACAGUCUUGGGAACACGUACACUUUGCUGCAGGACUACGAGAAGGCCAUCGACUAUCAUCUGAAGCACUUAGCAAUUGCUCAGGAACUCAAGGACAGAAUUGGUGAAGGACGAGCAUGUUGGAGUUUAGGAAACGCAUACACGGCUCUAGGAAAUCAUGACCAAGCAAUGCAUUUUGCUGAAAAGCACUUGGACAUUUCAAGAGAGGUUGGGGACAAAAGCGGUGAACUGACCGCACGGCUAAACCUCUCAGACCUGCAGAUGGUUCUUGGUCUGAGCUACAGCACAAAUAAUUCCAUGAUGUCUGAAAAUAUUGAACUUGAUGGCAGCUUACAUGGUUCACGCUCCAAGCUGGGACGAAGACACAGUAUGGAAAAUAUGGAACUUAUGAAGUUAACACCAGAAAAGGUCCCAAACUGGAAUAGUGAAAUUCUUGCUAAACAAAAGCCUCUUCUUGCCAAGCCCUCUGCAAAGCUGCUGUUUGUCAGCAGGCUGAAGGGGAAGAAGUGCAAAGGCAGCACCGGCGCUAAAGUUCUUCAGGACGCCAGCAACUCCAUCGACCACCGCGCCCCAAAUCCUCAGAAGAAAAUCAGUGCAGACAGUAUUGGAGAUGAAGGAUUCUUUGACUUACUACGGCGAUUUCAGAGCAACAGGAUGGAUGACCAGAGGUGCUGCCUACAGGAGAACUGUCGUGCAGCACCCACAGCAGCAGCUUCUGCCACCCCCAAGGUGGGGAAAGCACCAUCUGUUUCUGUGGUGUCCCCCAACACAGAUGAGUUCUUAGAUCUUCUUGCCAGCUCACAGAGCCGCCGCCUGGAUGACCAGAGGGCCAGUUUCAGUAAUUUGCCAGGGCUCCGUCUGACAAAAAACAACAAUCAGUCUGUACUUGAGCGCCUGGUGACAAAUGACAAGAAAGAGCCCGAUGAAGACUUCUUCGACAUCCUUGUAAAGUGUCAAGGGUCCAGAUUAGAUGAUCAAAGAUGUGCUCCACCACCUGCUACCACCAAGGGGCCAACUGUCCCCGAUGAAGACUUUUUUAGCCUCAUUUUACGCUCUCAAGCUAAAAGAAUGGAUGAACAAAGAGUUCUUCUACAGAGAGAUCCAAACAGAGGUACUGAGUUUGGACUAAAGGAACUUUUGCAAAAUAAUGCUUUGCUGGAAUUUAAGCAUUCAGGAAAGUAACUACCGAACCACUAGAUGCUGUUGUGGUAUUUUCUACUACAGAAGACUAGCUCCCUUCGGAACACUGCAGGGAGAUCCACCCUUUUCCAGAGGAGGAAACGACGGCACUGUAGUUAACAUGUUUUUAGGAUGUAAAUGCUGAAGUACUCAGGGACUGACAUUCUCGUAGACGUUUGUUUCAGGGCAGAAUGUCCUGUAGGUGCUCCAGCAACUUACCGUUAGAUUCCUUGACUAGCGUUUGUGAACUAGGAAUUUAAAUGAUCCCUACAUUAGAAUUCAGUCCUCUUACUGAGGUCAUUUUUUAAGGAAUGAGUUGAUAAUGACUUUUUUUAUACUUACCCUUGAACAUAGUGGACUGCAUUGUUUAUUGAAAAUAAUGUAAAUGUCCUAUGUAAAAAAGAUGAAAAAUAGUCAU
This is a messenger RNA of Microtus ochrogaster (prairie vole), 2922 nucleotides long. RefSeq names its product G protein signaling modulator 2 (gene Gpsm2). NCBI's taxonomy places the organism in Eukaryota, Metazoa, Chordata, Mammalia, Rodentia, Cricetidae. The record is from RefSeq and is a predicted model, not a curated record. Gene Ontology annotation, biological process: establishment of mitotic spindle orientation. Gene Ontology annotation, cellular component: cell cortex. Gene Ontology annotation, molecular function: G-protein alpha-subunit binding; GDP-dissociation inhibitor activity.